UGGGCUAGGGUGUUGGGGACUAUUGGAUGGCAUGGACCUCAAUCGCAGUAACUGAUAUGUUGUCACCAUGACAACGGGACUGAGGAGGUUAUGCUCAAGGCUCCUGGUUCCCUGCGGGGGGUGGGAAGUGUUUUUUAUUUCUCCCGAAGCUAGCCCUCAAGGUCCAUGUUACUAUAAUGCGCUUCUCGUUAUAUUACAGGAAAAGGCAGCAAGGAUGUAGAAGGGGUGUGUGUGUGUGUGUGUGUGUGUGUGUGUGUGUGUGUGUGUGUGUGUGUGUGUGUGUGUGUGUGUGUGUUACGACCCUGAGCUCUUUGUGGACUUUACUCUCCAGCUGGGCUCAACCCCAGGGGCGUGGUGUCGAGGCCCAAACAGAAGCCCUCAGGAAUGAAGGGAGUCAAAGGGUCUCAGUCCUGACACCUACAGGACCUGAUCAUCCCCCACGGUCCAGCAAGAGAGGUCCAAAAUGGAAAGGCUGAAGGUUCUGGGUUCUGAGUCAGAUGUGGUGGAAUGGGUCCCCUUUGUCCCUCAGUGCUACUGAAUCCCUCCCUUUUGAAGGGUCUCAAACACACUUUUGGGGGAAUGAAUGACUGAGUGAAUGGGAAUGUGAUGUUUUGUUGUUCAACGUGACGACCUCAAAAUGAUGGGUUCAGGAGGUGGUGCCAGUGUGACAAGCGUUUCCAGCGCAGGUGUGUAUUUGAGUUCGAAACAGUGUCCCCCUGUCCCCACCACAGCCUCGCUGCCCUUCCUCAUCAUGACCAUCGUGUCCAGGCCCUACCAGCGGGGGGUCUACUGUGAUGACCAGAGCAUCCAGUACCCUUCCAAGCCCGACACCAUCACGCAUGGGCUGAUGGCCGCCGUGACUAUCUCCUGCACCGUCAUCAUUAUCACGUCUGGGGAGGCCUACCUCGUCUACACCAAGCGCCUCCACUCCAACUCGGACUUCAACCAGUACGUGUCGGCCCUCUACAAGGUAGUCGGCACGUUCACGUUCGGCGCCGCCGUGAGCCAGUCCCUCACCGACAUGGCCAAGUACACCAUCGGCCGGCCGCGGCCCAACUUCCUGGCCGUGUGCGCGCCCAAGUCCUGCGUGGGAUACGUGCAGAACAUCAACUGCACCGGAGACCCCCGCAACGUCACCGAGUCCCGGCUGUCCUUCUACUCCGGACACUCCUCUUUCGGCAUGUACUGCAUGCUCUUCCUGGCGCUCUACAUCCAAGCGCGGAUGGUGGCCAAGUGGGCCCGGCUCCUGCGGCCCACGAUCCAGUUCUUCCUGGUGGCGUUUGCCGUGUACGUGGGCUACACGCGUGUCUCCGACUACAAGCACCACUGGAGCGACGUUCUGGUGGGCUUUCUGCAGGGGGCGCUCAUCGCCGUUCUCAACGUGCGCUACGUGUCAGACUUCUUCAAGCAGCGGCCGUCCUGCAGCCUGCAAGCCGAGGCGGACCAGAGGGAGGUUCUGGAGCCCAAGGCCACCCUACAGAUCGCCGAGACCGAACGCAACAACCACUACGGCUACCGCGGUACGGUCUGAGGAGCGGCGUCGUUCCAGCGCCCCCCGGCGGACCGUGCAGCCGCUCCGCUGAGCGAGGUGCCAAGGACUGCCGCCGUGUCCGACGUUGGCCUGAGCUCCCUCAUCAGUCAGCGCCGAAGGCCCCCCUCCCACCACCACCACCCCCAACCGAGACACGGCAUUCCUGUCUAUCUCUUGUAAAAUUUUCUAUUGCUAUUUUUAUCAAUGGUGCCUUUUAACAUGAUUAAAAUGUUUUUUAUUGUUAAAGUUGGACAGUCUGAGCCGAGUCGAGCUGAGCGGCGCGACCAGCGAACGCAAGGGAUGGGGUCCCGUCCCGGUUCCAACCAGUGCUUUCACAUUAGCACGCCACCCAGACAGAUGCUACUGGGUCGCCUAGACCGCUCUUGCUCAUGUGUAUUAUUUCCUUCUGAUGACCACUUCUGUGAGCGUUUCGCUGCAAAUGGACAUUGAGCUGGAGAAACUUUGGCUGUGACAGAUAGGGGGCGCUGUGCUCCGGCCUGUUACUGUCGCUAAGAACUUCAGCGGAGGGACAUUCUACUGUUCUUAGGGAGCAGCAGUUGUGAUUUUGCUUUUGGCCUCAUGGCUACUAUGAGGGGUGCAAUGUUUUGUGUGUGUGUGUGUGUGUGUGUGUGUGUGUGUGUGUGUGUGUCUCCGGAUGGAUUUUACUGCGACCCAGCUGUGAUUCCAGCAGGUGGCACAUUCACCAAGGAAGUGCCCAUCGGUCCUGCUCACUCCUCUGGCCGUACGUGCCAAUACACACCACGCGCGUCACGAAAGGGUGGAACUGUGCUCUGGCCGCAGCUCUGAGCUUCAGGGGAUUCUGGGAUUCUCAACGGAUCGUGAUGUUUCUGCUGGACCGCACGAGCACCGCGAGUUACGGGAGGCCGACCGCCAUGGGGUUUCAACAACCUUCCAAAACUGAAUUUAAGCUUCAAAGAUGCUGAUCCUCCUAUGAAAGUGUGCUGAAGGACAUCUGGAGGCGUUCUGGAGUGAGCGGUCGACACACUCCCCGCUUGAACAGAUUGUGACCGUCAGGGCUGAGCGAUAAGGUGUUCAUGGUCAAUGUCCGGCUCAAGCGUGGGACCGAUCUCAACAUCGGCAGCGGAGGGGCAAAGGCAUCAAUGUUGAGCCCCAGGAUGGACAAACUGCUGGAAGGUUCCGGAAAACUUCUCGAUCACAUCAGCAACGCGUUGCUGUCCGAGUUUCUUCAACUGUUCACAUCAUAUCAAACUGUUCUGUUUAUUAGUCAGAACAAUGAGUGUAACACAAUCUUACCCAUAAAGUGUAGUGAUUU
Molecule: messenger RNA, 2825 nt
Organism: Scleropages formosus (Asian bonytongue)
Lineage: Eukaryota; Metazoa; Chordata; Actinopteri; Osteoglossiformes; Osteoglossidae
Gene: plpp2a
Product: phospholipid phosphatase 2a
Exons: 5
Coding region: 638-1531 (297 amino acids)
Biological process (GO): signal transduction; phospholipid dephosphorylation; phospholipid metabolic process
Cellular component (GO): plasma membrane
Molecular function (GO): phosphatidate phosphatase activity
Source: RefSeq, a predicted model, not a curated record